AUGUUGUUUUUCUUUUCCAAGUCGAGCAAAAGCAAGAGGAGAUCUAUGGCAGAGCUUCCGUUCGGGUGGGAGAAAGUUGAAGAUCCUCAUUACGGAGUAUAUUACAUUGACCAUGUUAACAGACGGACCCAGUAUGAGAACCCUUUGAACACACUCACCAAGGAUCCCACGGGUGCUGAGGUGACCAAUACUUUUCCACGGCACAAGAAAACUUCAGAGACUGGUACCAAAAGGUCAGCUAGUGAGAAUAACAUGCACGGACAACUGUCUUCUACAACAG
This is a messenger RNA of Candidula unifasciata, 280 nucleotides long. The record is from the annotation of a GenBank genome assembly. NCBI's taxonomy places the organism in Eukaryota, Metazoa, Mollusca, Gastropoda, Stylommatophora, Geomitridae.